AUGCCUCUGAAAUUUUGUGGGCAUAGAUGGCUCGAAAACGGUCCUGCGGCCCAAAGGGCCUUAGAAAUAUUAAAUGAUGUAAAGCAGUACAUUUCAUCAGUAGAAAAGGGGCGAUACAAAGGAGCCAAGUGCAAAUCUUAUUUUGUGGUAUUAAAUGCAUGCAAAGAUGCUCUUCUGCCAGUAAAGCUUAAUUUUUUUAUUUCUGUAGUUAGAAUGCUUCAACCAUUUUUAGCAGGAUUCCAAAAGGAUUGGCCAAUGUUACCGUUUUUGGCUGAUGAUUUAAAGAAAUUGAUCUUCAACCUAUUGGACACUUUCAAAGUUUUGAAAAGUAGUGUAGUGUCAGACAUGAAAAAAAUGUGCGAUUUUUCAAAUGUAAAUUUCGAUGAAAGUAAAAAUAGUAUCAGCAAUGUUUCAGCUGGCUUUGUCGGAAAUAGCUUGCUUAAAAAGCUAGCUGCGCAGAAGGAAAUCAGUGACAAAGCUGUUAUGGACAUUCAGCACGACUGUCAGAACUUCAUAAUUGCAGUGGUGAAGAAGAUCUCUGAGAAGUCACCAGUGUCCAACCAAUUUGUGAGAUGUUUAUCCUCCUUAGAUCCAAGGAGGAUAUAUCAAAAUAGUGACAGUUGUCACAAAAAAAUGAGUAUCAUUCUGAAGGAGUUAGUUCGGUGCAAAAAAAUAAAUGAAGAUGAUUGCGACCUAAUUCUUUUGGAAUUUUUAAAUUUUUUAAAUUCAGUGGCAAAUGAUGAGUCGUUUAAAAGUUUCGAUGUAUCAACACAAAGGUUAGAUGUGUUUUUGAUGAAUCAUUUGUGCACGGAUGAGUAUAGACUGCUGUGGGGGGUCAUAAAAAGACUAUUACUUUUUUCCCACGGACAGGCUAGUGUGGAACGUGGUUUCUCAAUUAAUAAAAAAAUUGAGACUGAAAAUAUGAAGGAAGAAACAUAUGUAGCCAAGAGACUUGUUAAAGACGCAUUGGCUUUGAGUGGAGGGGCGAAAAAUUUUGAGGUGACAAAGGAAAUCAAGAUAGCUGUUAGAGGAGCACGGCAGAAAUACCGCCAAUAUCUUGAACUGAAGGCUGCUGAAAAAAAAUUGGAAAAUAAAAAGAGAAAGAAUCACGAUCAAGAGAUCACUGAAUUGAAAUCGAAAAAAGUCUGCCUGGAGAAAACUGUGGCAGAACUGGAAAAAUCUGCAGACAGAUUAUUAGAAAAAGCUGAAGCGACUGAAAAUGUGUUGUUCUUGAAACAAGCAAAUAGCUUCAGGAGAACAAUUAAGGACAAAAAGUCUGAAAUUGAUGAAAUUAAUGAAAAAAUUAAGGGAAUAACUCGGACUUAA
Molecule: messenger RNA, 1326 nt
Organism: Uloborus diversus
Lineage: Eukaryota; Metazoa; Arthropoda; Arachnida; Araneae; Uloboridae
Exons: 1
Coding region: 1-1326 (441 amino acids)
Source: RefSeq, a predicted model, not a curated record